AUGAAGAAGAAACCGUAUCCUUUCUGGCUAGGAGGUGUGGCUGCCACUAUCGCGGCAUCAAUCACCCAUCCCCUUGACUUGACGAAAGUUCGCCUGCAAGCUUCGGGGGACAAACGGAUGGUUCAGAGCAUCAAGAAGACGGUCCGAACAGCUGGUGUUCGCGGUCUUUUUGAUGGCAUCUCCGGAACAUGGUUGCGUCAGAUGUCCUACUCCAUGUGCCGUUUCUGGGCAUACGACGAGAGUAAGAAACUGUUAGGCGCAGGCAAGGAUGCCCCUGCAUGGAAGCUUGCGUUGGCAGGCAGCAUGGCUGGUGGUAUUGCUGGCUUCGUCGGAAACCCUGGCGAGAUCGUCAUGGUCAGGCUUCAGGGCGACUUUGCGAAGCCACCAGAGAAACGAUUCAACUACAAGCACUGUUUUGACGCUUUGUUCCGCAUGGUUAGGGAAGAGGGUGUCUCGUCACUUGCACGCGGCGUUGGGCCCAACGUCUUCCGUGCUGUGUUGAUGAAUGCGUCACAACUGGCCUCGUAUGAUUUCUUCAAAGCCGAAUUGCUCAAGACGGGCCACUUUGAGGACAAUAUCGCCUGCCACUUCACGGCCAGUUUCGCAGCAGGAACGGUCGCAACUACUGUCUGCUCCCCAGCGGACGUGUUGAAGAGUCGUAUCAUGAAUGCUUCUGGUCCUGGUUCAAACUCCACGCUCGCUGUCAUCCGCUCUUCCAUGCAAUCUGAGGGAGCUAUGUUCAUGUUCAAGGGCUGGGUUCCUGCUUGGACUCGUCUCCAACCCACCACGAUCUUGAUUUUCUUGACCCUUGAACAAUUGAAGAAUGGCGUUGACUGGAGCAGGAAGAAGGGCUGGGAUAUUUUGUAA
Messenger RNA from Pleurotus ostreatus (oyster mushroom), 867 nucleotides. Its product is annotated as Mitochondrial dicarboxylate transporter. Gene Ontology annotation, molecular function: succinate transmembrane transporter activity; oxaloacetate transmembrane transporter activity; sulfate transmembrane transporter activity. Bases 1 to 867 code for a protein of 288 amino acids. The record is from RefSeq and is a predicted model, not a curated record. The transcript has 11 exons. Gene Ontology annotation, cellular component: mitochondrial membrane. Gene Ontology annotation, biological process: phosphate ion transmembrane transport; thiosulfate transport; mitochondrial transport. NCBI's taxonomy places the organism in Eukaryota, Fungi, Basidiomycota, Agaricomycetes, Agaricales, Pleurotaceae.